Nakaseomyces glabratus is the source of this 4281-nucleotide messenger RNA. It is a transcript of the gene MMS22, whose product is annotated as Mms22p. The record is from RefSeq and is a predicted model, not a curated record. Gene Ontology annotation, biological process: double-strand break repair via homologous recombination; replication fork processing. Gene Ontology annotation, cellular component: nucleus; Cul8-RING ubiquitin ligase complex. Lineage: Eukaryota; Fungi; Ascomycota; Saccharomycetes; Saccharomycetales; Saccharomycetaceae.
AUGAGUGAUGAGGUAGUACUGGGCUCGGAGACGGAGGACCAGGAAGUGCUGUUCCAACAGGACUGGCAGGACACGGAUGUACCAUCUUCGCAGUUACGUGAGCCCUUAUCUCAGGCUCCAGUUGCGGGAGAACUUGGCGUUAGGCAGUCAGAGACAGCACCUUUGGAUGCGAGUGGUGAUACAAAUGAAUCUAGAGACCAGCCAGUACCGGCGAUAGGACUCAGGUGGUCAUUAAGAAAGCGGAAGGCUAUCCAGAAGAUGCCGUACAGUUUGGAUAGGCUAAAGCACAAGCAAUUGCUUCAAGGUUAUGAUGUCAGCAAUGACAUGAUGUCUCAAUUGGAGUUGCCUGCACCUACAGCAGCAGAUCUGGAUACCUAUUUCCAACUUCCGGAGUCAGAUUCGGAUAGUGAGUCUGACCCCGAAGCUAGUAUAGAGAUUAAAGAUGAUGAUGAGCUUGGCAACGACAGUCUGGAAGUAGUUGUGCCACGUAGGUACAGAGGUAUACGCUUAGACAGGUCUUUGGAUGAUGAUAGUGACACUGAUAGUGAUGGUGACGAUACGGUAAAUUCUCAAAGUAAUCAAAAAUCAAGCCAGAGUGAGAUCAUGUUUAGAGGCAGGAAAAUAAACCUGAAGACUGGUUUCAAAGGUUUAUUACCACGUUCUGUGUGGGAAAAAAAUAUGAAAAGCCAACAGUCUAAACCUAAGUCCAAUACAUCCUCCACCUCAAGGGCGCACAAAGGUGUGGCAUUAAGGAAAAGAGUAGCAAAUAGACAUUCAAGCACACUUAAUGAUGGCUUCCUUAUUGACGAUAUUAGUGAAGUAGAAGAAGAAGUCACACCUUUGAACUUAAACUCAGCCCAAUCUCACUUAAUUGCUGAAGAUAUGGCGACAUCUCAUGAAAGACCACCGUAUAUACUUGAGGAUGAAAGCGGUAUAGAUUACAUUUCCAAUAAUAAACAAGAUGUUCAGGGAAGGUAUAGUACUUACAUGGCUGGAGAAAUCUUAGAUGGAAAUAAAAACCUAACUCGGGAGUUGAAUCCUGCUUAUAACUUUGAUGAACCUUCCUUGUCAAUGAUGUUACACAGAACUUCACCUAAUAAAUCCAAAAAGGACAAUAAGUCAAGGGCCCCCAGAAGUAAUAAGCCAGGGUCUUUGAUCAAGAGGAGGAAAAAAGAAAAGUCAACCUACAACCCUAUUACCAAGGAAUAUAGCAUGGUAGGUAUAAAAUAUUCAAGGCGCUCAAUUAGACGUCCACCUAAAGAAAAGCCUUACAACAAUUAUGAGGCCAAUAUAACUAGUAAAAAGGCAAGUGGUGAUUUAUCCAAUUUACAACCAUAUCUCAAGAUUCCUGACGUAGAUAAGAAAGACCAUAAAGGGGAUCGACAACAGAAAACGAAAUCCAGAUCAAGACCAUAUGAAAUAGCUCCACCUGAAAAUGCUAUUUUUAAAAGGAAUGAUAUUAGAAGCUUCAGUACCGUUGUGGAGAAAAUUGGUGAUGAAAUUGUGGUGCAACAUAAUCCAAACUCAAAGCUUCAGGUGACAGAAGAUGCACCCCCAGGACUUCAGAAUGGAUUUUUGUAUCUACGAGAGAGAUUUCCAGCCAUCGAGUCACUAUUUAAUCACAAAGCAAUUGAAAUACCCAAUGUGAUAAAAAUAUCUCUUGGGAAUGAAUCAUAUGUUUUAUCAAAGAUGGAUUACAAAGCAUUAAAAGAUAACUUGACUAAAUUGUUUACCGAAAUUGUUAACAACGGUGCAAGUGAUGAUGAGAUCUUUGAUUUUAACGUUCAUGUCACUUCCAUUUUACUUUACCUAAAUAAAAGUGAUAUUUAUGAAAUAAUUGAAGAUUUCCAUCGCAAAUUUCGAACAAAACUUUCCUCAAUUUAUCAGAAAGCCAAACCAAUACAUUUUUUUCAGAUAGUAAUGUGCCAGCUAAUGCUAUUUGAAAUUACCAAGUAUGCUGAUAUUUCAACUCAGUAUAAAAAGAUUCUUCAAGAUAGACUAUCAAAUCACACUGUGUCAUUCUUUAACCUGUUAGAUAUAUGCUAUGAAACUUUAAAAACACAAGAAUCGCUGUACUUAAAUGAAGCUUUCCACAUUAUCUCUUUAAUUAUUAGUGAUUUUGAGGAUGGGAUUGAAUUAAUUUGGGAGAGGUUGGGAAAAAAUACAUACUCUCCUUCAUUAUUUUCAAUUAUCAUUACUACAUUGCCAAUAUUAGAACCCCAAUGGCAGUCUGUUAAAAUAAUAAAUUCUUAUGAAAAUCUCAAGGGUGUACUAAAGCUCGUUAGAUAUUGCAACAGCUACUACAAAUGGAAACCAAAUGAUCUGCUGAUUCUCCAACUUAACAAAAUAUUUAAAGAAAGGAGAUUUGAAGACUUUCCUGAGGAGCAUAUGGAAUCAGAACUGAACCAUGUAAUUUCCUCUCCAACCGAGAAAAUUAAAAGAAAAACGAUCUUUAACAAAUACUUGUCAAUUUUGAGGAGCUCAAAUGUUCACAGUAGUAUCAUUGAAAAGAUUACACCUAUGAGUGAAAUUUUAACCACCGACACCACAUCUAUACUGAUUAACAGAGUUAAUUUAAUUAUCAUUUUGAGCUGGUUCUCUAAUCUAAAUAUAGAGAAAAGAUUGAGUGAACUUUUAAAACCAGUUUUGAACGAUUCAUAUCUCCACGAUAGAGAUUCUGGUACCACUAGAAUAGUUGCUAGGUCUGUAUUAGAGUCAUUUUUGGCUUUAAUACGUACAACAGCAAAGAAAAAUGGUAAAAUUUCGCUGAAACUUAAUAUAUUUCAUCUAUUCUUUAAAGAAUAUGUUUCAAAACAUGACUAUCUAGUUUCUAUGUGGAUUAGCUUCAUUAAUCGUACAGCCAAAAUAAGUGCGAACCUACCGACAAGGACGUUAAAGAGUGUUUUGAAAUAUUUAGUAAUAUGUUUCGAAGAUAUGCAAGGCGAUAUUGAAACACCUUUAUUGUCAGCCAACUUGUCUCUCAUGAAAUUUAUGGUAAAACAUUUGGAAAAUAUCCACAUGUCGAUAAUAAAUUCACGACUUCUAUCAUUAUCCAAACAACUUGCGAAAACAUGUCGACCAUGGAUAAAAUACUACACCAUUAUUUGUGAUUAUAUGAUUCAGAGAUCUGAGAUGACCUUUUGGACAUAUUUCCAAUAUAGCGGAAUUAAUUUUGAUAAGCCAAAUGGUCUAUACUUUCUGAGAAAAGCUUUGUCAAUUGCUGACGAUGCCUCAUACCAAAUCAUAAGAGAGAGGCUUUACAGUACCCUAAUAGAUAAACUAUACAUCGAUGAGUCUGAUGACUAUUAUGCCUUAUAUAACACCGUGCUCGGUAGAGAUUUAGGUAUUAAAUUAGAGUUUAAAAAAAUCAGCGGUGAAUCUCAUCAGCUAGAACUGGUGAAGAGGUUGGUGCGCACUUUGGCGAAAUUACAAAUGUACCCAAAGAUCAAUAUCUUAGUACAACAUAUUAUCAGCGUUUUUAACAAAAAAUUCAUAUCUGAGAAUUUUGCGGUUAACUUUGUUCAAUUUAUAGAUGAGAAUUACCGUGACUAUUUAAUCGAUUAUCAAGAUUUCUCCAUAUUGAAGCGCCUGUUGUCUAUGAACGAUAUCAAGAAUGAAAGACUAUUAUUCAAAGAAAGUUUCAGAAAGUGCGAGGGUCGUAUGCAACAGAUGUUAUUUAUCCAGAAGAAUAUACUAAGCAUUAUACACAAAUUCGCUAAAGAUGAAGCAGAUAGCGCAUCUAUGAUCUUGAAAGAUAAGAUUGUUCAACUAAUGGUCUCACCCAUUUUAGAUUGUGAAGUUCAUUUUAUUCGACUGAUGAUUGAAAGUAAUAUUAUGCCCUCUGACAAUGUCGAGAUUUAUUCUUCAAGUCAGAUAUUUAUUUCGUUUAUGAUGGAUGUGCUAAAGGGCUAUCUUGACUCUAUUAAUUGGAUAAUAGAUAGUGACAGCUUCCAGGAUUAUUAUCUGAUUGCUUUGAAACUUAUCAUGGCUUAUCCUGCAUCUUUAUGCCUCGAGGGUAAAUGCUUCUUUAAGAUACUGACUUUCGUAGACGUGCUGUUAAAUAACUAUUGCUUGGGCUUGGAGGAGUAUAGUUUUCUCUACCAACGUACCAUCAAUGCAAUAGACAAAAAUGCCAAGCCCCAGUUCUUCGAAGUGGAGAUGACAAACGAAAUGUCAAAAUUGCUAGCAUCUAUCAAGUUCCCAAUCAAUCGUCAUGAAGAUCAUGAGAGAAACGACACCACCCGGUUAAUAUCAAGAUUAAGGAAUUAUACCUGCCAAUAA